Eremomyces bilateralis CBS 781.70 is the source of this 600-nucleotide messenger RNA. Its product is annotated as RmlC-like cupin. The transcript has a single exon. The coding region runs from base 156 to 491 and encodes 111 amino acids. The record is from RefSeq and is a predicted model, not a curated record. Lineage: Eukaryota; Fungi; Ascomycota; Dothideomycetes; Eremomycetales; Eremomycetaceae.
AAAUCUCUGCUCAUGGCUUAUCACCAAACACAUCGAUCCGGAACAAACCUCUGUUGAUCUAUCAUGGCGCGUUCCGUCCCGACCGUCUCUCAGCAUCGACCAUCGAAGACCAUCUAAAUAAGGUCGGAGUUGUCACUCCACAGUGGCGCUAUACGAUGUACAGCCAGUCUCAUUUCCACACCACAGCCGACGAGGUCCUCUGCGUCUCUUCAGGAUCCGCGGAACUUUGCUUCGGUGGUGAGGACAACACAGGCCGAGUGGAGACGACGGUCGAGAAGGGCGAUGUGAUGAUUGUUCCAGCGGGUGUAUUGCAUCGGCUUAUGGCAGACAAGGGCGGGUUCCAGAUGGUCGGAAGUUAUCCGAAAGGUUGCGAUUGGGAUAUGUGCUAUGGAAAAAAGGGGGAGGAAGAGAAGAUCCAGAAGAUCAAGGAUUUGCCAUGGUUUUCGAAGGAUCCAAUCUAUGGCGACGACGGGCCAGUUUGUCGACUGUGAUGGCUAAGUGGCUAUCUUCAAAUCUAGGAGGAGAAACUGCCAUGAAGAUUGGGACCUCUAAGUGUUAGUUAAGAGCUCUGCUCUAUGGAACUAUGACAGUAUAUCGUCA